This is a messenger RNA of Girardinichthys multiradiatus, 2659 nucleotides long. RefSeq names its product adenylate kinase 7b (gene ak7b). Gene Ontology annotation, cellular component: cytoplasm. The record is from RefSeq and is a predicted model, not a curated record. Gene Ontology annotation, molecular function: ATP binding; AMP kinase activity. Gene Ontology annotation, biological process: nucleobase-containing compound metabolic process. Lineage: Eukaryota; Metazoa; Chordata; Actinopteri; Cyprinodontiformes; Goodeidae.
AGAAACAACCCCUAGUCCAAUUGAAACUAUUUUUAUGACUUGUCAGGAUUUAGAGUUGUGUCGUUGCCAAGGUAACAGUCCACCUUCAACUGCUGCGAUAAAGAAACAUGUCGGAGCCGCAGCAGGAGAAGCGCAAAUCGACCCCUAAACGGAUCUUCCUCAACCGCGUAGACUCCUACUCCUCCAGGAACAUCGCCAAGUUCCUGAGUAAGAGCAAGGCAGGCGUCGUAGCUGAUGAUGAUGAGGAGGAGGGGGAGCAGAAGGAAGAGGAGGUGUCCCAAUGCAGUCAAGCCUUCCAAGUGGUUGGAACUGUCUGUGAUCCAUCCAAUGAGCCCAGGCCGUAUUUGCUGGAAGAAUACUGUCAUCUUGACAGAGAGAACCUGCUGUCAAAGCUGAUGGAGUGUCAUGUUGUCAUCUACAACAUCAGCCAGGAUGCUGAGCAGGUGGAGGAAGCUACCUGGGCUGUCAAAGCUCUCCAUAAUCAGACAGAGAAUUUUUCCAGUCCGAAGCUCUUUAUCCUCGUCUCCUCUGUGAUGACAUGGGCCUCCAGCAGGCCCCUGGAUCCAGAUGAUCCGGAGCUUCCCUUUACUGAUGACAUUUUCUACUGCAGAAGAGCUCAUCCUAGCUUCAAACAGCACAUCGACCUGGAGAAGACAGUGGUGAAAAUCGGCAAAUCUAACAGAGAGAUUUUCUCCACCUAUGUGGUGGCAUCAGGCCUGCAGUAUGGAAUGGGAGAAGAGAUCUUCCACUACUUCUUCAAGGAAUCAUGGCUGGGAAAGGAAACUGAAAUAUCUGUGUUUGGAGAUGGGAAUAACGUCAUUCCCACCAUCCACAUCAGAGACCUGGCUAGCGUGCUCCAGAAUGUAAUCGAUAAUCAGCCCAGACCUUACUACCUGCUGGCUGUGGACUCGUCUCACUGCAGCAUGGAGGAGCUGGUGAAGGCCGUCACCUUUGUUCUGGGACCUGGAAAGAUUCGGAAAAGGCCUUUUGAGGACAUCUAUUUGAUCCAGGACUUGAGUAUGAGGGAAAUUGAUUCCUUCCGGGUCAACCUACAGAUGGAAGCAGUAAUCAUCAACAAACUUUUCUCCAUCAACUGGCAUUGUGAGUCUGGUCUGGUGGACAAUGUGGAGCUGGUGGUGGAGGAGUACCGACAGGCUCGGGGGCUUCUGCCUCUUCGGCUGUGCAUCCUGGGUCCUCCUGCAGUCGGGAAAAGCAGCUUGUCCACAGAGAUCUGUCAGCACUACAAACUCCAUCACAUUACUUUAAAGGAAACCCUCUCUGAGGCCAUCACCCGGCUGGAAGAAGCUGUGAAGAAUCCUGAUCCUGAUGCUGAGGACUCCGCAGCAAAGGCCCAAGAGCUGCUCCAAAGCCUGCAUGACAGCGUGGAAAAUGAUGAGGAGCAGAUCAAGCUGUUGAGGGAUAAGCUGAUGUCCAACCCAUGCAGAAACCAGGGUUAUGUCCUCGAUGAUUUUCCCAACACAUAUGAGCAAGCCAAUGAGCUGUUUGAAGAGGACCAGGAUGAAUCGUCUUCAUCCAGGAGGAUCAUGCCAGAGUUCCUGUUGUGCCUGGACGCCUCUGAUUCCUUCCUGACAGACCGAGUGAUCAACCUCCCCGAGGAAGUGGUGCAAGAGCUUGACUACGAGCCAGAGCAGUUUCUGAGCCGGCUGGCCAUCUACAGAGGGAACAACCAAGAGGACAAAACAGUUCUCAACUUUUUUGAGGAGCUGGAUGUCAGGCUUCUGUACCUGGAGGUCACCGGCUCCGAAGAACCCGCCAGCUCGUUGCUGAUGGAGAGGAUCUUCAGCACAUUAGGCCCCCCUAGGACAUACAGUCCCAGCUGUCAGGAGAUAGUGGAACAGAAGAGGAGGAAAGCAGAGGAGAAGAUGAGGAGAGAGGCAGAAGAGAGGGCCGAGGAGGAGCAGAGAGAGGAGGAAGAGGCCAGGAGCAGGACUGCAUGCUGGGAGGAGUGGACUCAGAGUUCAGAGGAGGCGAUGCUGAGGGAGGAGCAGGACCUUGAGAACCUGACUGUCCAGAUGAGAAGCUAUCUAAUGGAGCAUGUAAUGCCAACACUGAGCCAGGGUCUGAUCGAGUGCUGCAGAGCUCAGCCACCAGAUCCCCUGGACUUCCUGGCGGAGUACCUGUUCCGGAACAACCCGCUUGACCACCCUAGUAGAGAGGAUUCAUCUGUGAACCGUGGUGUUCCUGUGCUGUUUGAUUAAACUGAAUGUUACUUGUUGAAGGAAACCUGGUUGAGUUACGGUGUUUCUCUCUCAUUUGAAUUGUUCAAUGUUUGGACUCCUGAGUACUGGCCGUGACUCGAAAACAGCCAUUUGAAAGUGUGCAGCGAAUCCAGAAGCUCAUUAGAAAGUUAAUUUGUUUAAUGAACUAAGGAGCAACCACGCUCCGGUCAUAACAGCUCGGAUUUGGCUGUAGAUAUCUGGGAAGGAGAAACGGUACAAAAGGCAGCUAAUUUGCAGCUCUCUGGAGUUCCCACUCACAGCUCCAAAGUGUUCAUAAUUAGCUGCAACAGAAGCCCAAAUAAUUUCAUUGAACAUAAUCACUACGCAGGGAAAUUAGUGGGAAACACUGUGAUAAAUAACACAACAUGAAGAGAAAAGAGCAAUUCCCAUUCUGUAAUAAAUAUGUUGGCACAACGUUU